This is a messenger RNA of Diabrotica balteata, 1565 nucleotides long. The record is from the annotation of a GenBank genome assembly. Lineage: Eukaryota; Metazoa; Arthropoda; Insecta; Coleoptera; Chrysomelidae.
CCAACCUAUUGUUUAUGAUGUCAGCUGUGGUGUGGAGCUGUGUCCUUUAUUCAGACAAUAAUAUUUAAAUUUAUUAAUUCAAAAUGAUAAUACGAAUAUAUAAUUUACAAUAAUAAAAAUGCCAACAGCUGACCGAUAUCCGUCUUGGGUGGGGUUGGUUUAUAUUUUUAACCUUAUUGUUGGAACAGGUGCGCUAACAUUACCAGCUGCCUUUGCAGGGGCAGGAUGGCUCUUCAGCACGAUCAUGAUUGUUUUUUUGGCAUUUGUCAGUUUUGUGACUGUUACUUUUGUCAUCGAAAGUAUGGCAUGUGCCAAUGCAACAAUUCAGUGGAGGACACUGCAGUCCAAUGAAUCCUUUGAGAGGGAUUGUACACAAGAAGAAUCAGAAGCUGAAGAGCCAGAGCACAGUAACAGUAACGAAGAGACUGCCAUUUUAAAUAAAGUACCUCGAAGAUUGUCGUUAUACAAAAUUGAUACCAAAGUAGAAUUAGGAGAAAUAGCUUCUCUUUACUUAAACAAAUUCCACCACACCUUAUUUUUCUCUUCCUUAUGUGUAUAUCUUUACGGAGAUCUGGCUAUAUAUACUGCCGCGUCAGGCAAGACUUUAGUCAAUUUGAUCUGUAACAACGGGAAUGAAACGGAAGAUUACGAUACGCAGUGUUUAAGUAAUUCGUAUUUGACUAAAAUAGAUAUGUACAGAAUGUUUGUUACCACUUUUGCCCUGUUGGUAGGCCCUUUUGCCUAUUUCAACGUCCAGAAAACAAAAUAUUUACAACUGUUUACCAUUUGUAUAAGAUGGUUGGCGUUUUUUAUUAUGGUUACCUUAGCGAGUAUAAGAUUGUUUAAACUGGGGCCUCAGGGGCAUCCUGCUCUAGUGAACUUGAAAGAAGUACCUGCUUUGGCUGGCAGUACGGUGUACAGCUUCAUGUGUCACCACUCGUUGCCCAGCUUAUUGGUUCCUAUUCAGAAUAAAGACAAAAUAUUUAAGAAGGUUAGCUGCGAUUUCGUAGCAAUAUGUUCAUUUUACUUAUUGUUAGCUCUAACGGGCGCUUUUGCUUUUGCAACCCUAAACGAUCUCUAUUCUUUAAACUUUAUUUACAGUAAUGACUCAGAUCUUUUUAGAAAAAUUAUAGGAUUCUUCUUGGUUAUUUUCCCUCUCUUUCCAAUGUCCACAAGUUUUCCGAUCAUAGCUAUAACUCUACAGGGAAAUUUAAAGAACUUAAUACUAAAUAGAAAUAGGCCACGAGCUACUGUCGUACUAGACCGCCUAAUAUUUCCUACGAUAGCGAUUGCUCCGCCAGUUAUAGUUGCUCUUUGUACGCACAAUAUAAAAUAUUUAGUCGAGAUUACAGGGACGUAUGCGGGGGUAAUAGUACAAUACGUUAUUCCUACGAUCCUUGUGGUUUACGCAAGAAGACAAUGUGUCAAAGACUUCGGGUUUCGCUCUAAUAAGUUCUCCAGUCCCUUUAAACACCGCUUUUGGUAUUUAUUUGUGAUUUCCUGGUCAAUUAUAUGUUUAAUAUUUGUAACUGUCGAUUUUUUGAUAAAUAAAUGAUAUAUAUUUU